Molecule: messenger RNA, 1080 nt
Organism: Erythranthe guttata (spotted monkey flower)
Lineage: Eukaryota; Viridiplantae; Streptophyta; Magnoliopsida; Lamiales; Phrymaceae
Source: RefSeq, a predicted model, not a curated record
AUGGAUGAAAUGUCGAAUGAACACAAGAAUUUGGACAUGAACUACAUUGCUUCCUUAUUGGUUCAGUCCGUUCGAGAUGACCCAGCUUGCAAAAUAACACAAGCACAAAAUAUUGUGAGGUCUCAAUUAGGAUUUCAACUUUCGAAGAUGCAAGCUUGGUAUGGUUUUAAGCGUUGCAGAGAUAACUUGUUCGGGAGUUGGGAGUUCUCAGUGAACAAAUUGCCCAAGUUUAUGAAGGCACUCCAUAGAACGAACCCGGGUACGGCAAUUGAGUGGAUUUUCAAACCAACGGACAUUCCAACACGGAAGAUGAUCAAGUACUUCUUUUGGGCCUUCAAGCCAUGCUUGGAUGGAUUCAAGUUCUGUCGAAAAGUUAUUAGUGUGGAUGGAACUCAUCUCUACACUAAGUACAAGCACAAGUUACUAAUUGUCGUUUGUUUGGACGCCAAUAACCAAGUGCUACCACUAGCAUUUGCUCUUGUUGACAAUGAGACCACGGCGGCUUGGAGGUGGUUUUUUCAAAUGCUACACAAACAUCUAAUUUCUCAAAUUCCAGAUGGAGAAAGCGUUUGUGUAAUUUCAGAUCGAGCUCCGGGAAUUUUACGAGCUUUAGCGGAGUUGCCCGAAUUUGCUCCCCUUAAUGUUUUUCACAGGUUUUGCUUGAGACACGUGUGCUCCAAUUUCAACAAACGUUUUAAGAGUGUUUUGAAGGAUCUAUGCUACAAGGCAGGAGCGGAGUCUCAAAUUUGGAAGUUUAACCACAUUCUUAAUGUGAUCAAAACUCGGAGUGUUGAAGCUUACAACUAUUUGAAGGAUAUUGAUCAAGAAAAAUGGGCAUUUGCACAUGAUGGGGGCAAGCGUUGUGGUCAACUUACUACAAACAUGUCAGAAGCUCAUAAUGGUGUUCUCAAGGGAACUCGAAAACUUCCCAUCUCAACAAUUGUUGACCUUACAUUCAACCGCAUUGUUAGGUAUUUUUUUAAUCGUCUCCACGAGGCCAAUGUGAUGGUUCAAAAUGGACAGUUGUGGUCCACAUAUGCUUAUGGCAUUUACCGGACACAUGAAGCUAAAGUCUGUUAG